AUGAUUGUUCGUGAUUCCGAUAUCGAUUUAUUAACCCAAACCUGUGGUCAAGAACUUAGGGUUUUGAAGCUUGAUUUGUGCUCAGGGUUUUCAACAGACGGAUUACUCCAAAUCGGUAAGCGGUGUAACAAUUUGAGAAUUAUGUAUCUACAAGAGAGCUUAAUCAUCGAAAAGGACGGUGAAUCGUUACAUGAGCUAGCUUUGCGUAACACGGCCAUCGAGUCGUUAAACUUCUACAUGACAAAUCUGGUUAAGUUCAAUUUAAAAGAUCUAGAACUCAUCAAAAAAAACUACAUCGAAUCUUACAAGAAUCUGGCGGUGGCGCUUUCCUUGUUUAGGACUGUGAAACGAUUAGGGAUACCUGAUGAGAGGAUCAUUCUUUUGUUAGCAGAUGACAUGGCUUGCAAUUCCCGAAACAAAUACCCUGCACAAGUUUUCAACAAUGAAAACCAUAGGCUUAACUUGUAUGGAGAUAAUGUUGAGGUGGACUAUCGAGGCUAUGAAGUGAUAGUUAAGAACUUUUUGAGAGUUUUAACAGGUCGCCAUGAAAAUGUUGUUCCAAGAUCCAAACGACUUUUAAGUGAUGAAGGAAGCCAUAUACUGCUAUACAUGGCAGGAUAUGGAGGAGAUGAGUUUCUUAAAUUUCAAGACUUUGAUGAACUUCAGAGUAAUGAUUUGGAUGAUGCAGUCAAACAGAUGAAAGAAAAGCGUAUGUUCAAGGAACUAUUGAUUAUGGUAGAUACAUGUCAAGCUGCUACCCUCUUUUCCCAGCUCCAUUCACCUGGUGUUUUGGCUAUUGGGAGCAGCAUGAAAGGGGAAAAAUCAUAUUCACAUCACUUAGAUUCUGAUGUUGGUGUCUCUGUUGUGGAUCGAUUCACAUUUUAUACGUUAACUUUCUUUGAGAGGCUCAAUAUGUAUGACAAUGCAUCAUUAAUCAGUCUGUUUGGCUCAUUUAAUCCAAAUUUAUUAUUUUCAACUGCAUAUUAUCGAACAGAUUUAUACCAACAAGAAUUGGAGAAGCAUGUUAGCGGCUUAUUAUUCUUGAAGUUGAUUGUAUGGAACUAUAGAUUAUGGUGCUCUCCUUUAUCAUUGUGGAUUUUACAAGGAAUCCUUGAAAUACCUACACUUAUAUCAGGAUUCAUAGCCACUUGA
Molecule: messenger RNA, 1152 nt
Organism: Lactuca sativa (garden lettuce)
Lineage: Eukaryota; Viridiplantae; Streptophyta; Magnoliopsida; Asterales; Asteraceae
Product: GPI-anchor transamidase
Biological process (GO): attachment of GPI anchor to protein; proteolysis
Cellular component (GO): GPI-anchor transamidase complex
Molecular function (GO): GPI-anchor transamidase activity
Source: RefSeq, a predicted model, not a curated record